GUUGAAGCUUCAUAAGCUUUCCUAAAGAAAGGAAGUGGAAACACGUUGUGGUUUAGUGUCUGCACUGAAAGGAAAUCUGCAGUUUGAUCAAUGCUUUUACAGACGAAAGACAAUGGAGAAGAUCAUGCUCUUUGUGUGUUUUUUCAUACUUGAUUGUUCAGAUCAGCUCCAGCGAUGCUUCAGAACAUAAUAUGACUCUGUUAAGAUUCCGGCUGAAUGAAACCAUCAUUCUGAACUGCAGCAUGACCCACACAUACGAAAUAGCCUGGUAUCACCAGAAUCCUGAAUCUGGACGACUAACACUGCUGAUAUUUGCUAUGGGCAGGAUAAAAAAGCUAAAUUCAUUGCGUGUAAACACUCGUGCAACAGUUAAAGCAGAUAUAUGGAGCAACACAGUCUCGCUUAUUAUUACUGGACUAAUGGAGUCAGAUUCAGGUCUUUAUUUCUGUGGAACAAGAUCAGCGACUUCAGAAAUGCACUUUGAGAAACCCAUCAGACUACAGCUUGAGGACAAGCUGACAGACAGAGAGGACGAAGCUCAUUCUGAUGUUGAGAUCACAGACUGGCUGACGCUGAUGGAGCGUGUGCUGAUGUUCGGUGGUGUUGGUUUGGCUGUGCUGGUGUUUUUUCUGGUUAUAAUCAUUGCAGGAAGAAAAAUUUACUGUCAUGGUUGGCGGAAAGGAUGGAUCGCCGCCGAACAUGUUGUUCUGAAUGUUCAAAAAUCACCUAAAUGACAUUUGUGAGCUUUAUUUUUGACUCUAUCACAAUAAUCAGCAUUUUAUACUUUACACCAGUGGUGGCUCACCAGUGUGAUUCAGAUGUGUUUCUGUCGGCCAGAUCUCAUAGACGUCUGUUUUAUCUGUUUCAUGGCAAUUAACUUGUUCAAAUAAAAUGAGAGAUUUCUGAUCAAAUAAUCAGCAGUAAAACUAAGAA
Messenger RNA from Cyprinus carpio (common carp), 933 nucleotides. RefSeq names its product M1-specific T cell receptor alpha chain-like. Gene Ontology annotation, biological process: response to bacterium. NCBI's taxonomy places the organism in Eukaryota, Metazoa, Chordata, Actinopteri, Cypriniformes, Cyprinidae. The record is from RefSeq and is a predicted model, not a curated record.